AAUCAUGAAUGUAGAAAAAUGAAUGGAUACUGUAGAAAUGGCUGCUACAGGGGAUUUUAUGGUUCAUUUUGUGAUUCGUCAUGUAGUGGAAAUUGUGCAAAAAUUGAAUGCCUUCAAAGUGGAAUUUGUAUUGGCGGGUGUAAACCAAACUGGUCCGGAGAAAGAUGCGAUAGAUGUGAAUUCGGACAUUACGGACCUGAUUGCUCCAAGCUAUGUAGUAGGAAUUGUAAAAGACAAACGUGUGACAAUGUCACUGGAUCCUGUAGAUAUGGAUGUAUUAAUGGGUUCUAUUUAGAUAAAUGUGAAAAGAGUUGCAGUUUAUUAUGCCCGUCAACUCUCAAUGGAGACUCAGUGAAAUAUGAAAGCGAAUGUCCCGUUGGAAAAUAUGGAACUUAUUGCAAUAAAACUUGCAACUAUAAUUGUAAAAAGGGAUGCAGUAGAGUCAAUGGAUUAUGCGAUUUUGGGUGUAUUACCGGGAAAUUUGGAGUUGACUGUCUCCGAAACUGUGCUGAUGGGUGUAUAUCCGGUUGUCUUCAAGAAGAUGGUAGUUGCACUUGUAAAACAGGAUGGCAGGGUCAUAAAUGUGAUGAAUGCAGCCAAACUCAUUACGGACCACAAUGUGAUCAACUAUGUAGUCCAAUCUGUAUAAAUAGAAUCUGUUUUUCAAACAACGGGUCGUGUAUAAGGGGACUCCAAAGCAAUCUUACAGAUGAAAAACCUUAUUCUGAAAUCGACCAGAUAUUAGAGAACUAUUCAACAGCUCUCUAUGGAGUCAUUGCAACGCUCUGUAUAAGUAUUAUUGUCAAUAUUGUUCUGAUUUUCAGGAAUAUCAGACAAAAAUUUCCUAACAAAGAAAAGCAGGAAACCAGCCGACGAAAUUCAAUACAAUAUGCAAACACAGCUAUGUUUGCCGAAGUUGAAGCUAACGCGGGUUAUCAAGAACUUGGACAAUUAAGUCAACCUUCUCAUUAUGAUGAGCUCAAGUGAUUGUUUGAAUAAAAAAAUGAUUGAUUUAUUGACAUCCCCCCAAUUCAAUAAUAUUUCACUCAUAUUCAGUCAUCAACAUAUAUUA
Molecule: messenger RNA, 1072 nt
Organism: Saccostrea cuccullata (small rock oyster)
Lineage: Eukaryota; Metazoa; Mollusca; Bivalvia; Ostreida; Ostreidae
Product: multiple epidermal growth factor-like domains protein 10
Exons: 5
Coding region: 19-987 (322 amino acids)
Molecular function (GO): scavenger receptor activity
Source: RefSeq, a predicted model, not a curated record